AUGGAUACCCAGAUUGAGAAGCCAUUCGCUGAGCACCAGAGCACCUUGACUGAGAACGCCGUCGAUUCUGCCGCCCCCGCCCCCCGCGAUCGUAGCAGCAGUGACUCGCCCAAGCCCGCUCUCGAUGGCAAGCAUGGAAUUCCUGGCCACUCGGAGUACAUGAACCCCCGUCUGAGAAGCCUCCUCCUCUGGGAGAAACCCCGUCUAUCAGGAGGAGUCCUUGCUGGAUCAUUGACUGCAGUUCUCCUCUGCCGCUGGGUGUCGCUCCUGAACCUGGUCUCUGCGCUCUUUGUCUUUGGCAUCUCGGCCUCGUUUGUCUAUGUCAACGGAUUGACGCUCUUUAACCGUGUCACCAGCAAGCCUACUGUUCGUCCCCUGGAGAGAUACUACUCUCGCUCAGCAGAGUUUGUGCACCUGGAUGCGGACAAACUCCACCGCCGUGUCGACUAUAUCACCGAUGGCCUUAAUGUCGUCUUGACUGAGUUGGCCAAAGUCGUCCUCAUCGAGGAUAACAAGCGCUCUCUCAAGUUCAUCGGAAUCUUCUACGCAAUCUGGACCCUCCGCACCUGGUUCUCAACCACAACCCUGAUCUCCAUGAUCCUCGUCUCGCUCUUCGCCGCACCCCGAAUCUACAUCGAUAACCAAACCUUGAUCGAUGCCCAGGUGGCCAAGACGAACGAGCUUGUUCAAGCUCAUGUGGGCAAGGGAAGACAGAUUGCUCAAGAGCAGUUCUCGUCUGUUUAUUCCAAGGCCGAGCAGUUUGCGCAGGAUAAGGGAAUUAUGAAGAAGAAUGACAAGAAGACCGAAUAA
Messenger RNA from Linnemannia hyalina, 810 nucleotides. The record is from the annotation of a GenBank genome assembly. Lineage: Eukaryota; Fungi; Mortierellomycota; Mortierellomycetes; Mortierellales; Mortierellaceae.